AUGGAGACAACUGAUAAAAAUUUUUCUAAAAAUUUAAUAUCAAUUGAAAAUUCUUCUUCUGAUACUGAACCAGUCGAUGAAUGGAAUUGUUUAAAUAUUAAUGAUAUUUCUAUAAUAAACCAAGAUAAUAAUAAUAUUGAGAAGUUUGAUGAUACUGUACAACCAAUAACAACAUUAUCAUCAAAAGAACCCUCAUCAAAUAUUAUUACAGUAUCAGGAAGUAAUGAACCAGAAAGGAGAAAGAAAAAACCAUACAAAGAGUUGACAUUAGAAGAAAAAGUUCAAUUAAUAAGAUUGGCAGAAGAGAAUAGCGGAUUGUCGCAGGCAAGUAUUGCUGAAAAAUAUACUAUAGCAAAAUCUAAUGUUUGUCGUAUAUUACAACGUAAACAUGAGUAUAUUCGGGCAUAUGAAUCUGCAGGUUUUGCUGGAUCAAGAAAAAGAAAACUUCGUGGUGAUAAUACAGAAAAUUUAUCAAUUAAUUCAUCCAAAGGAAAAACAUCAUUUUGUAAUAAUAUUAAUAGUGAUAAUGAAACAUCACUUAUACAAAGUAAUUUAUUGAAAGAUUUGGCAUUAAAAAAUUGUCUUUUUUCAAAUAACACAGGAAUUUUAAAACCUAUACCUAUUAAUCCUUUCACAAAUCACUUAAAAUCUUCUACAAAUCAAAAUAUUGAAUCUAAUAAUGAAACAUUAAGAGCUCAUAUGUAUAAACAACAUCAAAUAAGUAGAAUGUUCAUGUGUAAAUGUUGUAAUUGGGCAUUCCCUGACAAGACAUCACUUCAUAUGCAUCAACAGGCUAAAGAAGAGGGAAAAAAUGUUAAUGUUCCUGUAAUUGGUAAAGGAAAUACACCAUCAUUAUCAACAGCAGCAACAUCAUUACUUGGAUUAUCCACAAAUAAUGGUCAAUCUCUUCAAAAUACAAAUCCAUUUAAUUCACUUAAUAAUUUUGCUAAUCUUACAACAACUUUAAAUUUACACAAUACAUUAUCAUCAGAUAACAAUAAUGGAAAUAAUUUAUUACCACAUUUACAAAUAUUACAAAAUAAUGAAUUUAUAAAUAAAUUUAAAGAUGGAUUAUUAUUAAAUAAUAUGUUACCACAUAUAGGUAUACAAAAUUGGUUUGCAGCUGCUAUGUCUGCAGCAGCAACAACAAAUCAAUCCUCUAACCAAAAUAAUUUUAAUAUUUUAACUCAAGAUGGUAUAUUAAAUCAACCAUUAGAUUUAGAAAAAGCAUUACAAGGAUUGGAGGAAUGUAGUAAUAAUAGUAUUAGAAAAGAUAAUCAUAAAAUUGAUGAUAACAAUUUACAUAAAAAUGAUAAUAAUGAUGUUGAUUUACAUCUUCAUCAUCAUAGUGCUUCCUCCUCCUCAGCUAAAUCAUCACCUAGUCCAAUUUCUAUUGAAGCUGGUGGUACAGGAAGUUACUAUAAACAUGAUGAUCAUAGAACAUCUAAUGAUACUCCUUUAAAUAUAACAGCUGAUAAUUCUGAUCAUGUAAGACAAAAUGUUCAUAGUGGUGUAUCACCAUCUGAAACUAAUAGUAGUAUUUCACCAUCAACUGAUAAUGGAUCAAAUAACAAUUGUUAUGAUUGUUCAUUAUAUAAAAGUAAACUUGCCGUUGCAGAAAAUCGUUGCAGAUAUUUAGAAGAAAGUAUGAAUACCUUACAAAAUGAAUCUUUACGUUACAAUACAAGAGCAUCAAUAACAGAAUCGACUUGUCGUCAACUUGAAAUUGAUUCUCGAGUAAUUCGUGAGCAAAAUGAAAUACUUCGUCAAAAACUUGCUGAAUGUCAGGAUAAAAUUCUUUCGUUUAUGCAAACAACAGAUUUUCAAAAUCCAGUUUCAAUAACCAAUCUUCUUAAUGAGGUUAUCAAAGCUACAAUCAUUCAAUAG
Messenger RNA from Strongyloides ratti, 1887 nucleotides. Its product is annotated as Zinc finger, C2H2 domain and DNA binding HTH domain, Psq-type and Homeodomain-like-containing protein. The record is from RefSeq and is a predicted model, not a curated record. The coding region runs from base 1 to 1887 and encodes 628 amino acids. Gene Ontology annotation, molecular function: DNA binding. NCBI's taxonomy places the organism in Eukaryota, Metazoa, Nematoda, Chromadorea, Rhabditida, Strongyloididae. The transcript has 4 exons.